GUGGGUGAGGGUCGGAGGGGCGCUGUUGUUGCCGUUGCUGCCGAGGUGUUUAGGGGGCGUGUCCCGCUCGCGGCAGGCACAAUGGCUACAGUGACCCAGAAGCACUUCUUGGAAGGGCAGGCUUACUCUGUCCCUCUGAUCCAACCUGACUUGCGCAGGGAAGAGGCUAUUCAUCAGGUUGCAGAUGCACUUCAGUAUUUGCAGAAAGUGUCUAGUGAUAUCUUCAACAGAAUCUCCCAGCGGGUGGAGGCCAGCCGGAUGCAGCUGCAGGCAAUCGGAGAGAGAGUCUCACUGGCUCAGGCUAAGAUUGAGAAGAUAAAGGGCAGCAAGAAGGCGAUUAAGGUGUUUUCCAGUGCCAAGUACCCUGCCCCAGAGCGGCUGCAGGAGUACAAUUCCAUUUUCGCUGGUGCAGAGGAUCCAGCCACACAGAAACGGCCGAGGCACAAGAUUCAGAGCAAACACAGACUGCUGGAUGAGAAAUCCCUGCAGGAGAAGCUCAAGUACUUCCCAGUGUGUGUGAGCACAAAAGUUCAUCAGGAGGAUGAUGCAGAAGAAGGUCUUGGCAGCCUCCCCAGGAACAUCAGCUCCCUUAGCUCCCUGCUGCUGUUCAACACCACCGAGAACCUGUACAAGAAGUAUGUCUUCCUGGAUCCUCUGGCGGGAGCGGUGACCAAGACCCAUGUGACUCUGGGAACAGAGACUGAGGAGAAGCUCUUUGAUGCACCCCUUUCUAUCACCAAAAGGGGGCAGCUGGAUCGGCAGGUAGCUGAAAAUUACUUUUACGUACCAGAUCUGGGUCAGGUGCCUGAGAUAGACGUGCCAUCCUACCUGCCAGACCUGCCUGGCAUCGCUGCUGAUCUCAUGUACAUCGCAGACCUGGGGCCUGGCAUUGCACCCUCGGCACCCAGCAGCGCUAUCCCAGAGCUACCCACCUUCAACACAGAGUCCGUGGAGAACUUCAGGCCAGGUCUUCAAGAUGGUGUGCUAGUGCCCCCACCCCCACCUCCCCCUCCUCCACCCCCUGUGAUGCCAACUAGUGCUCCCCCACCCCCUCCUCUGCCCCAGCCUGCCUCCCUUUCCAAACAGCCAGCAAUCGAGGAGAGCAGCAGUGCAAUGUCUGCAGCUCCAGUCCAAGGGGCUCCAAAGGAAGUUGUGAAUCCUUCAACUGGCCGGGCCACUCUUCUGGAGUCCAUCCGCCAGGCUGGUGGCAUUGGGAAGGCCAACCUCCGAAGCGUUAAGGAGAGAAAGCUGGAGAAGAAGAAGCAAAAGGAGCAAGAACAAGUGAUAACCACAGCACAGGGUGGAGACUUGAUGUCCGACCUCUUCAACAAGCUGCUCCUGAGGCGCAAAGGCAUUUCAGGCAAGGGGCCUGCAGCUGCAGGAAGUGCUGAUGCUCCCAGUGCACCUGCUGGUGCCUUUGCCCGCAUGUGGGACUCAAUCCCACCUCUGCCAGCCCCACAACAACCCCCAGGGGACGAGGAAGAAGAUGACUGGGAAUCAUAAAUGCUAUCAUGCCAUAGGCCUGGGAUUGGUUCCUCUUGGCUAACUGGGAAUCCGGCCCGGCAGAGCUAAGCACCUCAGAAAUGGACCAGCUCUUGGAAAUAACUGCUGGUGAGAGGGCACAGGCCUGGCAGAGGGACCCUGUCACUUUCUCUUAGCUCCUGCUCAUCUCUAACCACUGUUGAGUAUAGUUAUCAAUGAACAUUACUUCUGCCCUGUUUACUUCCCCUCCCCCACAAAUAGUGCAUUUAAUUUCAAAUGCUGCUGCUCCUGCUCACUCAAUAAAUCCUGCUGUAGCUGGA
This is a messenger RNA of Malaclemys terrapin pileata, 1802 nucleotides long. RefSeq names its product WASH complex subunit 1 (gene WASHC1). Gene Ontology annotation, molecular function: gamma-tubulin binding; actin binding; alpha-tubulin binding. The record is from RefSeq and is a predicted model, not a curated record. Lineage: Eukaryota; Metazoa; Chordata; Testudines; Emydidae. Bases 82 to 1503 code for a protein of 473 amino acids. Gene Ontology annotation, cellular component: early endosome; WASH complex; recycling endosome. Gene Ontology annotation, biological process: retrograde transport, endosome to Golgi; exocytosis; Arp2/3 complex-mediated actin nucleation. The transcript has 11 exons.